GUCAAUCAAUGGCUUUCGUGCGAUAUGCAGGCACAUCUUAGACCUGCACGCAGAUUAUCGAGGGAUGCAUCCGGGCCUCUCGGCGGGGAAUCCACCUCAACAGCGCCGAGAAACCACAUAACGGGGGAGACCGCUGGCCGUACAAAACCGUCACUCCCUUCUGGAUCUGGAGGGAGACGUUGACGGCCGGGGGAGGGUGGCCGUUUUCUUUCCCCCGAAGGAAAGGCUGAAUGAGAAACCGCUGUGACUUCACGCGUUGGGGCGGCGCGCCACGACUCGCCGCUCUCGAUCGCCUCCUCUCUCCACACACACAGAACACUCACCCAAACGUCCACCCGCACAAAGGGUCCCUUUUGGAGAUGGUACAUAUGAGAGUGUUUGUGGAGCGUUCCUCCCCGUAAGCAAUGCAAAGAGCUUACUUUCUUGGCAAGGAGGAAAAAUUGAACGCUCCUUUGAAAACUCUCCAACAGCGACAACCGUGUUGGCGGGAGGCUCCUUUUCUGUGUCUGUGGUCAACUGUCAAGUGGGGCCGGCUUCUCUCAAAAUAUAUAAAGAACAGUUCUGCGUGUGCGAAUUCGUCCAGUGAACACUUCAGGGGACAGUCAUGGGUCAAUUCCGAGCGACUUCCGCCCUACUGGGGCUGCUCGUCUUUCUCGGAGGUAUGCGUUGCCUUCGCGGUGGUCCCUUCUCAAAGCCUGCGUUUUUCUCGUCUCCACCCAGACCAACGAAGCCCUAUUCUCCAACCCGUAUCCUUUCCGCCCUCUCUAGGCGCGCUCGCGGCUCCUGUGUGCUUUGCCAUACAAGGCGAUAAUUUCUGCGUGUACUCGAACCCCGUCGGCACCGAUGCGGUCAGGAUACGAUACGAGUUUCCAAGGACGUUGGGAUGGGUUGCCUUUGGGGUUGGGCAGGAUAUGGGGAAUGCCGAUGUCAUGAUGGCCUACCCAACAAACAACGGCGCCGGCCUUACCGUCCAACGCCGCACCGCAACGGGCCACAGCCUCCCCUCCCUCAACACCGCGCAAGACCUCUCCAUCGAAGCGAACGCAACCGGCCUGCUCACCAUCAACAACCAACAGCAGUACGUCGUCACAUUCACCCGCCCCCUCGCCGCCUCCUCCGCCGACCUUACCCCCAUCACGCCGGCAAAACAGGCCCUCAUCUGGGCGGGAUUCAAGGGCGCCGCGCCUGCAUCCGCGUCGACCGUGCCCCGCCAUACCUCCCGCGGCCAGAUCGAGUUGAACCUUAUGGACGGGAGUAUGGCGUAUGCGGCCGGUGGGGCGACACCCUCUGACCAGGCACAGGGCGGCGCCGUUGUCGUGCAAGACCCGUCAUCCGGCGUCGACACGGACGCGCUGGUGAAAGCGCACGGGGCGUUGAUGUUUAUCGCGUGGACUGUGAUUGCCCCGCUUGCGAUCUUUGUUGCGCGGUUCAUGAAGAAGGCGUUGGGGGUGUGGUGGUUCCGGAUCCAUCUUGGGCUGUUUUUGUUUGGAACGACGGCGAUGACUUAUGCCGCGCUCGGGCUGGUGUAUAAGGUUGUCCAGCUGAAUGGGGAGAGUCAUUUUAAUUACAAGGCUAAUGGGAUUCAUGCGAUCUUCGGCCUAAUCAUCAUAAUCCUCACCUUCCCCCAAGUCGUCCUCGGCUUCAUCAUCGACAAACUCUGGAGCCCGGACCGGCAAGGCAUCCCCUGGUGGGACAAAGUACACUGGUGGCUCGGCCGUGUCGUCUUUCUCCUCGCCCUCAUCAACGUGCCGCUGGGUCUCAACCUCUACCUCGGGGAUAAAGAAAAAGGGGCGAAGUGGCCGUGGAUCGUGUGGGCGUGCUGGUUGGCGAUUGUGGUGGGCGUGUUUGUGGCGUUGCAGGUUAGCGCAUCCAAGAAGGGGAGGAGGGGAGGUGCGUUGGGGGAUCAUGAGAGGGUGCCGGAGGCUUCGAAGCCGGAGGACGCGGGCGUGAGGGUUGGGAGUGCUGGUACACUCCACGAGUGAAAAUGUGUGUACCUUGUUUGGGGAAGGGACUACCAUGUAUAUUUUGGGGUCUCAGGUUUCGCUGUGACGAGGGUCGCAGAUGUGCUUAUCUUGUCAGUUCCGCUGGUGAACCAACCCAUUUUCGGGUCACAAAGCAUAGCUUCUUGCUUUGUCUUUCCAUGCUGAAAUACACGAUGCCCUGUAUAAUAAAAGAAACCCGCCUUCCAAAGAU
Molecule: messenger RNA, 2193 nt
Organism: Fimicolochytrium jonesii
Lineage: Eukaryota; Fungi; Chytridiomycota; Chytridiomycetes; Spizellomycetales; Powellomycetaceae
Exons: 3
Coding region: 405-1982 (525 amino acids)
Source: RefSeq, a predicted model, not a curated record